Messenger RNA from Perognathus longimembris pacificus (Pacific pocket mouse), 2079 nucleotides. Its product is annotated as mesothelin-like protein. The record is from RefSeq and is a predicted model, not a curated record. Gene Ontology annotation, cellular component: cell surface. Bases 1 to 2079 code for a protein of 692 amino acids. The transcript is spliced from 15 exons. Lineage: Eukaryota; Metazoa; Chordata; Mammalia; Rodentia; Heteromyidae. Gene Ontology annotation, biological process: cell-matrix adhesion.
AUGACCAGUACCCGCUGCCAUUCCACCACAGGUCCCAGAGCGGGUGCUCUGGUCAGGCCAGGCCUUGCCCUCCUCUUGUCCCUCAUCGCCCACAGCUCCAGCCCCCAGGCCAACAGCUCCCCCCAGGGAGGGCUGGAUGCCCAGGGAACUGACCCAUGGGCCAGGGCCAAUUCUGUCCUCCUGCAAGACUUCUGGUGCCAGCCAGCCAGCCAGCUACCCCGGGAGCAGCUCUCUGCACUGAUCAGGAACCUGGCCUCAAAGAGGGUGCCCCUCAAAGCCUGGCAGCUCAGUUGCCUGGCCAACCUUGCUGGGAGACUCGGCCUCCAGGACGACUUUGCCUUACAUCCACCUGACCUCCUGCUCUUCUAUAACCUGAGCCAGGUGAGGGCAGCUGACUGCUGGGCCUUCACCCAUCGUGCUACACAGGGGGACACAGAGCUGCUGGCCAACCUGCCAGACCAGAGGGCCGCCCUGCAGCACACAGCCUGGACCUGCUUGGGUGGGCCCCACCUGCAGCUCAGCGCCUCAGACCUUGGGCUUCUCGGGGCCCUGGUAUGUGACAUGGAUGCAGCCAGUAUCGUGACUGCAGACCCCAGUGUGCUACAGAACCUGCUGCGCUGCCCUCGGCUGACCAUCGCACAGAAGGCCGCUCUCAACACCCUACUGGCCAGUGGGAGGACUGUGCUUGGGCCUCCUAGCUCCUGGAACCUGGAGGGGUUGAAGGCCCUGGGACCCCUAGCCACCUAUGUCAUCCCCCACCUGUGGGAGCAGGUGCAGGAGGCUGUGGCCCUGGACUUCUUCCGGAGCAUGGUAGCCACCUGCCGGGCAGGGAGGCUUAGACAGAGUGAUGUCAGGCGUUUUGUCACCAACUUCCUGGAGUCCAUGUCUCCCUCCAUGUCCUCAAGACCCAAGCGGGGCACAGGGAGAUCCUGUAUUCGGGGCAACAUCACUGCAGCUACACUGCAGGAUGACCUCUUCCUGGUGCAUUAUGACUGCAUGCAGCUGGAGGCCUGUCUGGGCCGCCCGGUGCUCAGGGCCAACCUGAACCCUCUGCUGCAGCACCCACUGCCUGCUGAGUGCCAGCGUGUCAUCAAGGCCAAGCUGACCCAGAUCUACCCAGGCGGCAUUCCUGAGGACCAGCUGCGUCUCAUCACCUCGCUGGUCUACCUCUACUCCCACGCCGAGAUAAGCCAGUGGAACAUCACGUCCAGAGACACAGUCAUGGCUCUCCUGGCCUCUGACGUGGCUCUGGAGAACCAGACAGAGGCAGUCCUACAGAAGUUCCUGGACCACAAUGGCACGGUCACUGGCGCCCUGCUGGUGGCCAUCGGGGGCUCCCGCCUCUGCUGGAUGAGUCCCCGGCAAAUCCAGGCUAUCCGGCCCUCGGAGUUCCGGCUGGCUGGGGCUCUGGACAUCUCCUCCUGCCCUCAAAGCCGGAAAAACGUGCUCUUUGCCAAGGCCCGGGAGGCCUUCAGCAGCACCCGGAGCACAGACGAGUACUACCCCUACAUACGCCCCUACCUUGGUGGCGCCUCUGUGGAUGAGCUGCGACACCUGGCCCAGGCCAAUGUCUCCAUGGACAUCGAUACCUUCACCAACCUCAACCCCAGCGUGCUCCAGAGCCUGAGUGUCGGCAAUGUGACCACGCUGCUGGGCCAGAACGUGGGGGACCUGCAGAAGGCCCGCAGCCACCCAACCAUCAGCUCCUGGCUGCGUAGCCUCAACAGGUCAGCCCUGCAGGAGCUGGGACUGGACACCAACCUCAGCAGCCCCACCCCUGCCCUGGCGACCAGUGAACCCUCCUGGGCCACGCACCUAGCACUGCACCUGGCCCACAGCUCAGGCCUGCCAGACAGCAAUGUGGGAGCUCCGGCCUCAGGCAGCCUGCCAGUCCACCAGAGGUACCCGCUGCUUGUGGUGGUCUUGCCCUCCAGCCUCCUGUGGCUGCUGCUGUGCUGGGCACCUCUGAGCUCAGGGGGGACUGAGCAACGGGCAUCAGGGCCCCAGCCACUGCAGGCAUCCCUGUCCCAGAAUGACCAGGCUCAGGAACACCACAAGCAAGAGAAACAAAGCUGCUAG